Messenger RNA from Trifolium pratense (red clover), 1307 nucleotides. RefSeq names its product CRIB domain-containing protein RIC6. The record is from RefSeq and is a predicted model, not a curated record. The transcript is spliced from 4 exons. Lineage: Eukaryota; Viridiplantae; Streptophyta; Magnoliopsida; Fabales; Fabaceae. Bases 1 to 639 code for a protein of 212 amino acids.
AUGUCAGGACCUAAGGUGAAAGGCCUCCUCAAGGGACUAAGAUACAUUUCUAAUAUAUUUGAUGAGAAAGAAGAUGAAAUUCAAAUUGGGUUCCCAACAGAUGUAAAGCAUGUGGCACAUAUUGGAUCAGAUGAUCCAUCAGCUAAUGCACCUAGCUGGAUGAAUGAAUACAAAUCAGCAAAUCCAUCAGGAGGAGCAGUAGAAGAUACUGAGACCGCUGAAGGUAAGAGCAAAUCAUCGAAUCCAAAAGAAAAACCAUCAAAACAUCGACACAUAAUUCCAAAAUCAAGACACCAAUCAAUUGACCAAGAAUCCAAUCCAACAGCCAAGAAGACCACACGUCGCCAUAACAGAUCAUCAGACCCAUCCGCAGACUCCUCAGCACAAGAUUCAUCAACAGGUGGUUCUCGACACAGGCGACACCGACGUGGCUCAAACCACGGUUCUGAUUCGGUGCCGGCAGAUAUUCCAACCGACACCAAACCUCAUCGGAGAAGAUCUAAGAAUUCUGAAGAUGGUUCGGUGCGGGAACGCUCUUCAAGAAGAUCAUCUAAAGGAGAUUCUUUAACUGACAUUUCUAUUACGGAUUUUGGAUCUGAUUCUGUUCCAGAAAGUGGAAACGAACCUAAAUAUUGUUAAAUGGAUCACAGUUACCUCGAGGGAUUAGCCUAUGCAGUUGUGCGUGGAGGAUACCUUUGGUUUAACAAAAAAAAAUUAAUUCGAUUUAAAAUUGGAGUGAGAGAGUGAGUGAGUGAGUGAGUGAGAAAGUAAUGUUGUUAUUGUUUUUAUUUUAAUGAUGAUUAAAUUAAUCACAAAUGUUAGGGAUGGGGAUUCUCUCCGGUAAAUUUCUUUCUUACCGGAGAGGAUGUCUAGUGAAUAUCUCAACCAUUCAAUUUUGACCAAAUCAAUUGACUCAAAUAGAUGACUGAGAUCUCAUUAGACUCUGCGGUUACCGCAAAAGAUCUCUUCCCCAAAUGUUAGGGAGAUAAGAAUGGGAAGUAAAUUACAGAUUUUUGAUGCAAUGUUCUAUCUGGGGUUGUUACUAAACUCAUCUUGAGGAGGAGAUUUUGAAGAUGGCUCCAUCUGACUCGAUGAAAAGCUUUACUAGUGUCAAGCUUUAUAGUGUCAACAACUGUUCUUUACCUUUCUUCUUGAGUUUCAUAUGUUGUAAGAGCAUACUAUCAAUUUUUGUUUUUUUUAUAGAGUAAUAUGAAAAGAUCAUUUGAUGCAUGUUUUAAAAGAAAAAUGCUCAAAUGCUAUUUUGUAUCCUAUUUUACUAAAUAUGUAAUUUUUGCCACUCUAUUUUU